UAAAAAAAUUUAUAGGAGAUGGAGAAGAAGAAGAGUAACCAACCAGUCUUUUCUACUUGUUUCAUUUUAUCACUGCAAAAUAUUUGCGAAGAAAAUGACUCUGGAGAUCUGUGUGAAGGCAGCUGCUGGUGCUCCUGAUGUUCUUGGAGAUUGCCCAUUCUGCCAAAGAGUGCAGUUGACUUUAGAAGAGAAGAAAGUUCCCUACAAGUUGAACCUCAUCAAUCUCAGUGACAAACCUCAAUGGUUCUUGGAGAUAAGUCCUGAAGGAAAGGUGCCUGUGAUAAAAAUUGAUGACAAAUGGGUGGCUGAUUCUGAUGUGAUCGUUGGGAUUCUAGAGAAGAAAUACCCUGAGCCAUCUCUCGUAACUCCUCCUGAAUUUGCUUCUGUAGGUUCAAAGAUCUUCCCUACUUUUAUAAAAUUCUUGAAAAGCAAGGAUCCCAAUGAUGGAUCAGAGCAGGCCUUGCUUGAUGAAUUGAAGGCAUUGGAUGAGCAUCUCAAGACACAUGGUCCAUUCAUUGCUGGAGAAAAGAUCACUGCUCUAGAUUUGAGCUUGGCACCAAAAUUGUACCAUCUUGAGGUUACUCUUGGCCAUUUUAAGAAAUGGACUGUCCCUGAAGACUUGACACAUGUCAAAAACUACUUGAUGUUGUUCUCCCGUGAAUCUUUCCAGAACAGUAAGGCUUCAAAGGAACAUAUGAUUGCUGGCUGGGAGCCUAAGGUCAAUGCAUGAAGCAAGUUCUAGGUUAUGUGUUUUAGGAACUCUAGCUAUGGCAUAUAAUGUAGAAGCGUGCAACCAAGCUGGAUGCUGGCGGUCGUAUUGUUCCCUAUAAUAAGAAACGUAAUGUUGGUAUUAAUUAGCAGUGACAUGUAUUGCUCUUUCAUGUCUGGUUUUAGAGUUCUCCAUUCAGCAUGCUCUUUACCAUAACCAAAAUAUUCGUGGAUGAAGUAAUAAAAUAGUGAAAAAAGAAAAAUUGUAUUA
Molecule: messenger RNA, 979 nt
Organism: Ricinus communis (castor bean)
Lineage: Eukaryota; Viridiplantae; Streptophyta; Magnoliopsida; Malpighiales; Euphorbiaceae
Product: glutathione S-transferase DHAR2
Exons: 6
Coding region: 95-730 (211 amino acids)
Biological process (GO): ascorbate glutathione cycle; protein glutathionylation; cellular oxidant detoxification
Molecular function (GO): glutathione dehydrogenase (ascorbate) activity
Source: RefSeq, a predicted model, not a curated record